AUGGACUUCUGGAGUCUCUUUACUGCAUUAAUGCCAAUCCUAAAGGUGGCUCAGGUGGCUCAUUUAGUAGCUCAUGCCAAUAAAUGUGCAAGGGCUUAUCUUGGGAUGCUGUGCAGCAGGAAAUAUGGCAACAUGUCUCUUAUCAUUAUGCCUGCUAUAUGUAAUGAAGCAAGCAGUCCAUUUGGAGAUAAGGAUGUCUGUAACGGAAAUGGAUUGGCAAAUGCUUCUCUGACCCUGGCAGUAAGUCCACAGAACAUCUCGCAAACAAAUGACAGCGCCAUUGGACCUGAAACUGAAAGUGCAAUGCCAGAGGGCGAUGAUGAAAGUAACGAAACAGGAAAAGAUAAUGAAGCUUUUCAAAACAUUAGUAGAAAAGAUCAAUCUGAAGGCCCUGUUAGCACCAGCAACAAUUGGAUUGGUAUGGCAGUAGUUCCUUUGAGACACUUAAGACUUUACAAUAGGGAAAGGAGAGAAAAGGAGGCAGCAAGGAAGAUUUUUGGCUUGAUACUUGGUGUAGUCCCUCAAUUUCAUAAGGCUUUAGUCGGUGAUACUGCUUCUCUUCAUGUGGUUGAAAACUCCAUAUCCAUGCUGGGCUAA
Messenger RNA from Prosopis cineraria, 597 nucleotides. Its product is annotated as protein PIN-LIKES 1-like. The transcript is spliced from 6 exons. Bases 1 to 597 code for a protein of 198 amino acids. The record is from RefSeq and is a predicted model, not a curated record. Gene Ontology annotation, biological process: endoplasmic reticulum to cytosol auxin transport. NCBI's taxonomy places the organism in Eukaryota, Viridiplantae, Streptophyta, Magnoliopsida, Fabales, Fabaceae.